This is a messenger RNA of Symsagittifera roscoffensis, 1279 nucleotides long. RefSeq names its product dnaJ homolog subfamily C member 27-like. Gene Ontology annotation, biological process: vesicle-mediated transport. Gene Ontology annotation, molecular function: GTP binding; GTPase activity. NCBI's taxonomy places the organism in Eukaryota, Metazoa, Xenacoelomorpha, Acoela, Convolutidae. Bases 383 to 1183 code for a protein of 266 amino acids. The record is from RefSeq and is a predicted model, not a curated record. The transcript is spliced from 2 exons.
AAACAAACGUAUUUAAUCGAACCAUUUUUUUCUUCAUAUGGCCGAUGAAUUCAAUUAUUGCACUAACUUAAUGUGUUAGGGUUUAAUAAAUUUUGAGUUUAUUAUAAAUUAUUGUAAGCAUUUACAUUAUAAAAUCAAAAAGAUCAGCUUGCUUUGAUUAAAAAAUAUUUCUUCAGUAAAGUUUGUUAGAGUUAUUAUAAAAACAAUAAAAAGAAAUCUUCGCAGUUUCUGCGAAAAAAAAAGUCAUCCAAAAUUUUAUUGCAAAUUUCGGCAAAAAAAUAGAAAAAAAAGUUUUUUUCCUAAUUAUAAAAGCUUUAAAUAUUAUUAACAAUUAAUCUGUUAAAAUUGUUAACAGUUUAUAUCUUUUACUGUUAAAAUAAAGAUGAAGAAACCACUGCGUGUGAAGAUGAUAACUAUCGGCGACCCAGAGGUGGGCAAGAGUUGCAUCAUCAAACGCUACUGCGAGAAGAGAUUCGUCAGCAAGUACCUGAUGACCAUCGGGAUAGACUACGGAGUCACCAAGAGUGUCACAAAUGGCAGAGCGACCAAACUCAAUAUAUUUGACAUGUCCGGUCAUCCCGCCUUUUACGAAGUACGGCGCGAGUUUUACCCCGACACGAACUGCAUUCUACUAAUUUUUGAUUCGUCCAGCAAAGACUCGUUUCGGAAUCUCGACUCUUGGUACGAGGAAGCUAAGCGAGAAAUAGGCGGCGACUCGAACUUAUCGAAAGUGCAGUGUAUACUAUGUGCGAAUAAAAUUGACAAGAAUCGAAAUGUUCCCGCGGUCGAUGGUAAGAAUUGGGCGGCUAUUCAUGGUUUUAUGUACGCAGAAUGUUCCGCUUUUGACGGUACAGGUGUGAACGAGUUAUUCGAUCUAGUUUUUUCAACUGCAACUGAGGCAUUCGAAAAUGGAGGCAAACUAGCUUCAAAACCCCCCGCGAAUUCGGUGGGAUAUUCGAAAGAAGAUUUGGAAACAGUUGAGAAAAUAAUAUCAGCAAGUGAUAACUUCGAACGACUUGGUUUAAACUCAUACAAAACUACUGAAGAUGAUGUGAAGAAAGCCUACCGGAAAUUAGCCGGUGUUGUUCACCCGGACAAAUGUGCCGCACCCAGAUCAGAAGAAGCAUUCAAACUACUAAAUCAGGCUAAAGUUUCCCUGUUAUCAAGACUAGACACAAAAUAAUUCAAACUAUUUUUGAGAUCAGUAAAUUUUACUCUGAUUUAACGUGCCCAUUGCAGAAUAAGAUGUAAUGAAAAAAAUAUUGGCAAUUUUUAAAAA